Molecule: messenger RNA, 2085 nt
Organism: Coregonus clupeaformis (lake whitefish)
Lineage: Eukaryota; Metazoa; Chordata; Actinopteri; Salmoniformes; Salmonidae
Gene: wipf3
Product: WAS/WASL interacting protein family member 3
Exons: 9
Coding region: 496-1737 (413 amino acids)
Molecular function (GO): actin binding
Source: RefSeq, a predicted model, not a curated record
ACAGCGUGGUCAGAGAUAUUACGCGCAAACAACAGCAGGCUUGACAAGACGAGGAGUAAUUUCACACAACUUCAGAACAAACGUUUUUUUGUGUUCACUACUAGCCUACUUUUAAUGAGACAUUUGGCUGUGUGUCUCUGUCGCUACACUCACCAUCACCAGUUGAAAGUUGGUGGAAAACUUCAGAGGAACCGUUUUUUUUUUCUGGAAUAGUCAACGACCAACGCCGGACUACAAACCGCUAUCACGACAUUGUUGCUGUGUCCGGAUUGUGAUCUCCGGCUGUAUAGCGGACUAUAGCGGUGUGCUCGUUGUAGGGCUUGAAUCCGACGUCUGGAACUGUAGCCAGUGACUGUAGACUAGUCCAUCUCCCCAAUAAUAGACUCUAUCUGCCCGGUCAGUGGCCCCGCGCUAUGCGGUCAGAGUGCUGACGGACCAAACCGGAAUCCUGCCCGUAAUACAUAGGCUUAGAGGCCUGAGAUUCUGUGGCCAGCCAUGCCUGUCCCUCCGCCCCCUCCCCCUCCUCUUGCACCCCCUCCACCUCCACCACCCUGUGCUGCUCCCCCACCACAGUCUCGGCCAGACCCUCCUAGUCUCCAGAGUAUUAGUGUUGGAGGAGGAAGAGGAGGGAGGAACGCCCUGUUAGAAGAUAUCCAGAAAGGAGCCAGGUUAAGGAAGGUUGUACAGGUCCAUGACCGUAGCGCACCAGUUGUCGACAAGCCCAGGGCCAGUGGUGGUGGUGAGGUCUUAUCUACCAGUGGUGCUCUGUCCCAGGACCAGCCCCAGGGAGGAUCAGGAGGAGGUGUGGAGGCUUUGAGGCCCUCUCUAGGGGGGUUGUUCGCUGGGGGGUUCCCCACCCUCAGACCUGCUGGACAGAGAGCCUACACAGGGAAGAACGUGGUUUCCCGCUCUAGCUCAUCAACGGGACUGAAGCCUCAGUGGAACCCUCCACCGACAUCGUCAGACAGUGACCACACCCCCGAGCCCUCCCAUAGGCCGACAGAGAGAGGAAGCCCCUCCCACCACCCUGCCCACUCAGCCUCCGCCCCUCCCUCCCCCUCUCACAGCAAACCUCCCCUGUCCAUCACUGCCCCCACCAUCACUCCUCCUCCCCCUCCUCCCUCCUUCCACGAGCGUCCCAGCAGCAGGCCUCCCCCCAUCCCUACAGGACCUCCCCCUCCUCCCCCUACCCAAGUCACCAAGCCUACCUGUCCCCACAGCCCUCCUCCUCCUCCUCCUCCUCCACCCCUCCCCGCCUCAUUCACCCCCAGCUGCCCCUCCUCUCUGCCCCCUCCAUCACCCAAGAUGCCCCCUGUGCCGUCCCCUGCCAUGCGGCCCCCGGUGCCCCCUCUGCCCCCCUCCUACCCCUGCACUGCACCCAGUCGACGACCACCAGCUGUGCCCAGGAGUGCAGGUGUGGGGAGGUCGUUGGCCCCUCCCCCUGUCCCUCCGGCCCGCUCCCCGUCCACUGAGCUGACCAACCGGAUCCCUCCCCCUCAUCCUCCUCCCCUCCCCCCCUCCUUAAUGAGGAAUGGACACAGCCCUCCUCCUCCCCUCCCCCCACCCUCCUUAAUGAGGAAUGGACACAGCCUAAGCCUGCACAGCCUGGAUGACUUUGAGUCUAAAUUUCAUUUCCACCCAAUAGAAGAUUUUCCCCCUCCAGAGGAGUUCAGGCCCUUUCCACGCAUCUACCCCAGCAGAGAGAACCGAGGAGGGAUCAGGACACAGCUACGGUGAUGCAGUGAGACAACACAGCCUCUUCAUUCUACAUUAUCCUCUUCCUCUGUCCCCAGGGGCCAUGCUCAUGGACAGAUAAUUGAGACAGUGUGUAUGUCUGUUUGGUGUGUGUGUGUUUGGUGUGUGUGUGUGUGUGUGGUGUGUGUGGUGUGUGUGUGUUGGGUGUGUGUGAUCUUGUGGCGAAUACAAUACUGUGUCACACCCAGUGCUGGCUAUGUGACCUCCAACCUUCUCCAGUGUGGAAUGUUUUGAAUGUGUGUGAGAGGAGGGCUGUCCCUACAGUGUCUGUUCCUCUCUCUCUCUCUCUCUCUCUCUCUCUCUGUCUCUGUCUCUGUCUCUGUCUCUCUC